AUGUUAGAAUUUUAUCAGAAGCACAGGCUGAGGAUUCUGAAGACAACGUAUGUCCUGCUGAUACUGACGAUGUUCAGAAGUCUUCAAGCUAGACCAAAGAGCGCGGGCGGAGAAGAUAGAUCUGAGCAGGCUCAAUUGAAGUCGCCUCGUAAUAGAAACAGCAAUCCUUUGUCUGUUCCCAAUAAUGACACCGAAUCGUCAGAAACAGGCGUCGCAACGGAGGAGGGCAGUGAAAUACAGCUGGAGGUGAAUGACGCAGCUGAAGACCAGAGGUCAGUCGCGGAGACCGUCACUGGAAGCUCAGCACGUUCGAACUUCCUUUUCAGUUUGAUAGUCAAAGACCGAAGAUGCAUGGCCCUCUUUCUAUUCCAGGCAACGCUAUUGGUGAUUCGUACUGUCUUAUCUCUCCGUGUCGCUACACUUGAUGGGAUAUUGGUGUCACGUCUGGUCAAAGCGGAAUACCGUAAAUUUGUGCAAGUCCUCCUCGGCCAGUGGAUGGUGUUAGGUGUUCCGGCCAGCGUUAUAAAUUCUUUAAUUCAUUACGUCACACGCUUGUGCGCCGUGAGUGUUAAUCGCAUUGUUUCCAAACAUCUUCUAGACAGAUAUAUGUCGUCACACCACACAUUUUACACCGUCAACAAUAUCCCACAAGGAGACAAACAGAUUGAAUCGUACACGUCAACUACGGGGAUUAGUGGUGACACCGAGGAGCUUGCCAGGUCAGAUCUGUCAGUCCAAUACUUGACGCGUGACGUCGGCGCGUUCUCCUAUAAUCUAUCUGUUCUCUUGAACCAGCUGUUGAAGCCUACAUUGGACCUGUUAUUAUGUUCUUUCAAGUUAGUUUCGAACGCGAACAAUGGUAUGAUGGGGGAAGGUACCCUAGCGCUCGGUAUUAUAGUCCACAUUAGUAAUCUUCUGUUAAAGAUGAUUCAACCGAACUUCACAAAAUUGGCUAUUCAGAGAACUCAUUUAGAGGGGAUAUUCAGGAGUUUACAUUCCAAAAUCCAUAGUAGCAGCGAGGAAAUCGCUUUAUUGAAGGGGCAGUCUACUGAGUUAUGGAAUUUGGACUACAAAUUUUAUCAGCUAGCUGUAUUCCUCAACCGAGAACUCAAGUUACACGCAAUUUAUGAUUUCGCCACAACUUUCAUUAUCAAGUAUACUUGGGGUGCAGCCGGACUGGCACUAUGUUCAAUACCCAUAUUUUUCCAGAAGCAGCAUGGUCAAGACAUAACGGCCGAAUUUAUCACUAAUCGUAGAUUGCUCUUGACGGCGUCAUCAUCUGUCGGCAGAUUUGUACAGCUGAAAAAGAGCAUUCAGCAAUUGAAGGGAGUUUCACUCAGAUUGAAACAAUUCAACGAACGCCUCGAUGUGCCUAAAGAUACGGUCGAGAACGAAACUAGUAACUCCUUGAUAGAGUAUGACAGUUCCAAGAUACAAUUUGUUAACAUCCCGCUUGUAACUCCGACACUACAAGUAUUGAUUCCCGAACUCAGCUUUGAAUUAAAACACGGCGACCAUUUACUCAUUAUUGGUCCCAAUGGGUGCGGAAAAUCUUCACUCUUUAGAGUCCUUGGAGGCCUGUGGCCAGUCAUGAGCUCAUUUACACAUCCAGAUAAGGAAUCAAAGCUUAUCAUGCCUCCUAGGCUCGCCAAUGGGGAAAAACUAGUAUUCUAUCUCCCGCAGAAACCUUUCAUGGGUAACAAAUUUACAUUUCGUGAACAAAUAAUAUACCCUGAUACCAUGGAUAGAUUUGAGGCCAGAUAUGACGGCGAUUAUGCAAAAGGUGAUCAGGAUUUGAUUAAAAUUUUGACCGUUUUAGAGCUGGAUGACCUUGUGAGCGAAAACAUGUCGCUAGUAAUGGCCUCAUCCGCAGACGGGGUCAGUAAGGAAUCAGAAGUGACAUAUCAAGAUGCAUUUGAUGUAACGCGGAAUUGGGCAGAAGAGCUUUCCAUAGGAGUUCAGCAAAGGCUGGCGAUGGCCAGAAUGUAUUACCACAAGCCAAAGUUCGCGGUACUUGAUGAAUGUACCUCUGCAGUCUCAUCACAAAUGGAGCAGAAAAUGUAUUCUCAUGCACAAGAGCUCAAUAUUUCACUGAUAUCUGUGUGUCAUAGAACAACUCUGUGGCAUUUCCAUAACUACCUCCUAAAAUUUGAUGGUAAAGGUUCCUACGAAUUCGGUCGCUUUAACCCUACAGAAAGACUGAGGGACGAAGAAAAGUUGAUGGAGCUUAACGCUCGUUUGGACAAAGAUGUUCCAUUAUGGACCCGAAGACUCGAAGAGCUGAUCAGUGCCAGAAAGUCGAAUGUUCUGAGAAAGUCUCACACUAAUUUAAGCUCCCUUAGCUCUAGGGGCAACUUACUACUAAGUCCUAAGACUUUGGGUGCAUGA
Molecule: messenger RNA, 2388 nt
Organism: Lachancea dasiensis
Lineage: Eukaryota; Fungi; Ascomycota; Saccharomycetes; Saccharomycetales; Saccharomycetaceae
Source: the annotation of a GenBank genome assembly